AAGAUGGCGGCCAGUCUAUCGUUGCUGGAAGACAUGGUGGGGGUCGGUGACCUGGUCCUGCUGGACCCCCUGACCGAAGAGUCUCUGCUCAGCAACCUGCAGGAGAGAUUCAAGCAUGGAGAGAUCUAUACAUACAUCGGGAACGUGGUGGUGUCAGUGAACCCGUACCAGACUCUGCCCAUCUAUGGCCCUGAGCACGUGGCUCAGUAUCGCGAUUACAACUUCUACGAGCUGAAGCCGCACAUCUACGCUGUGGCCAACGAAGCUUACGAAUCGUUACGGAGUCGGGACCGAGACCAGUGUAUUCUCAUCACCGGGGAGAGCGGGGCCGGCAAGACCGAGGCCAGCAAGCUGGUGAUGUCGUUCGUGGCGGCCGUGUGCGGUCAGGGGGCCGAGGUGAACGUUGUGAAAGAGCAGCUGUUGCAGUCCAACCCCGUGCUCGAGGCUUUCGGCAACGCCAAGACCAUCCGCAACGACAACUCCUCCAGAUUUGGCAAGUACAUGGACAUUGAGUUCGACUUCAAGGGAGCUCCGCUGGGAGGUGUCAUCACUAAUUACCUGUUGGAGAAGUCUCGAGUGGUCAAGCACACGAAGGGCGAAAGAAACUUCCACAUCUUCUACCAGAUGCUGGCUGGAGCGGACGACUCCCUGCUGAAGACCCUGAAACUGGAGCGGGACAGCAGCGUCUACGGCUACCUGAACUACGAGGCGCGGGGCGCGGCCGCGGUGGACGAUGCAGCGUGCUUCGCGGUCGUGCAGCAGGCCAUGGGGACGAUCGGAAUGUCGGCGGCCGAGGUGCAGCAUGUGCUGGAGGUGGCUGCCGUUGUGCUGAAGCUGGGCAACGUGGCCCUGGGGGAGAACUUCCAGGCCAGCGGGAUGGCGGCCAGCAGUGUCUGCGACAGCACAGGAGUCCAGGAGAUUGGGUCACUGCUGGGUCUAGCACCACAGGUGCUGGAGAAAGCUCUCUGCUUCCGGACCGUGGAAACCAACAGGGAGACAGUGGCGACCACCCUGACCGUGGCCCAGGCCCACUAUGCUCGGGACGCCCUGGCCAAGAACAUCUACAGUCGCCUCUUUGACUGGGUGGUGGCCCGCAUUAACAAGAGCAUCAAGGUGGCCAGCGCAGAGAAAAGGAAGGUGAUGGGUGUCCUGGACAUCUACGGCUUUGAAAUCUUGAAGGACAACAGCUUCGAGCAGUUUGUGAUUAAUUACUGUAACGAGAAGCUGCAGCAGGCCUUUAUCGCGAUGACUCUGAAGGAAGAACAGGAGGAGUACGUGAGAGAGGGUAUCCCCUGGACGCCGGUGGACUACUUUGACAAUGCCAUCAUCUGCAACCUCAUCGAGAAUGGGCAGAAGGGCAUCUUGGCCAUGCUGGAUGAAGAGUGCCUGCGGCCAGGGACAGUCAGUGAUUCCACCUUCCUGGCCAAGCUCAACCAGCUGUUCCCCGCCCAUGGCCAUUACGAAAGCCGUGUCACCCAGAACGCCCGCCGGGUGCAGGACCCCAGCCUACCACUCAGCUCCUUCCGCAUUCACCACUACGCGGGCAAGGUGACAUACAACGUGGCUGGGUUUGUGGACAAAAACAAUGACCUGCUGUUCCGUGACCUGUCCCAAGCUAUGUGGAGGGCCCAGCACCCGCUGCUGCAGGGGAUGUUCCCCGAAGGGGACCCCAGGUGCCCCUCCCGCAAGCGUCCCCCUACAGCCGGCUCCCAGUUCAAGGCUUCUGUGGCCACCCUCAUGAAGAACCUGCACAGCAAGAACCCCAACUAUAUCAGGUGCAUCAAGCCCAACGAGCAGAAGCAGCCUUGCGUCUUCUCGGCGCAGCUGGUCGGGUCGCAAGCGCGCUACCUGGGGCUGCUGGAGAAUGUCCGUGUGCGGCGGGCCGGCUACGCCUCCCGCCAGCUCUACGGCCCCUUCCUGCAGCGCUACAGGAUGCUCAGCAGAGCCACCUGGCCCCGCUGGACCGGCCACCCCCGGGACGGGGUGGAAACGCUGCUGGAAGAGCUGAGUUUGCCCCCGGACGAAAUCGCUCUCGGUCGGACCAAAGUCUUCAUCCGCAGCCCCAAGACUCUUUUCCAUCUGGAGGAACGGCGUCGCUGGAGGUUGCAUGACCUGGCCAUCCUGAUCCAGGCAGCCUUCCGAGCCUGGCGCUGCCGCACCCACUACCAGCUCAUGCGGAAGAGUCAAAUUCUCAUCUCCUCCUGGUACCGUGGCAACACGCAAAAGAGACGCUACGGGCAGAUGCGGGCCUCCGUCAUACGGAUCCAAGCGUUCGUGCGAGGCUGGAAGGCUCGCAAGGAAUUUCGGAAAUACUUCCGUUCUGGGGCCUCCCUCACCCUGUCCAACUUCAUCUAUCGGAGAAUCGUGCAGAAAUACCUGAUGGGGCUCCAGAGGUCCCUUCCCUCCACCAAGGUGACUGACAACCAGUGGCCCCCAGUUCCCUAUGCCUUUCUCAAGAAAGCUGAUCAGGAACUGCGGAGAAUAUUCCAUCUGUGGCGGUGCAAGAAAUACCGGGACCAGCUCUCCCCGCAGCAGAAGAUGGUCCUGCAAGAGAAGCUGAGUGCCAGUCUGCUGUUCAAGGACAAGAAGGCGCUUUACCCCCAGAGCGUCCCCCAGCCCUUCCGUGGGGAUUACCUGGGGUUGCAACAGCAUCCCAAAUUGCAGCGUAUAAAAGGGGCAACCCCCGGGUCUGUGCUGGUGGCAGAAGCAGUGAGGAAGGUCAAUCGCAGGAGUGGCAAGCUGUCCCCGCGGAUCCUACUGCUAACAAAGAGCCACAUGAUCCUGGUCGACGCCAAGGGCUCUCAGCCCAAGACCGUCAUCAGCCUGGAGGACGUGGCCGGAGUCUCGCUCAGCAGCUUCAACGACGGGCUCUUCGGCCUGCAGCUCAGGGAGAUGUCAACCGCGUCCCCCAAGGGGGACCUCCUGUUGGUCAGCGACCACCUAAUCGAGCUCCUGACCCGGCUGAACGGCGCCAUGCAGCGCACCACCCAGCGGGACCUAACGUUCACUGUGGCGGAAGAGUUCCCCAUGCGAUUCAAAGCGGGCGCUAAAGUGAAGGUGAGCGUUGUCCAGCGUGCCAAUGGGCCAGCGGGAAGCCUAAGCUGCAAGAAGAAAGGGAGUAACCGGUUGGAGGUGACGGUGUCCUGAGCCGGGCCCGGCCCGGUACACCCUGCAUACGGCGGCCAAGUCUGGUGGGGAACCCCUCAGUCUCCUCCCUCCCUCCCUCCCUCCCCCACCCAUGCUCCCCUUUCUCUGCGCCCAGGCUGCUAGCCUACCUCCGGGGCUCCCGGUCUCCCGGGCCGGCUGCCUCCCUGUCCCCUGGCCUGCUGCCUUCCUGCCGGGCUAAGCGAGCCGCUCAGACUCCCCGCGGCGAAUCCAAGACCCAGGAGGGGGG
Ornithorhynchus anatinus (platypus) is the source of this 3394-nucleotide messenger RNA. RefSeq names its product myosin IA (gene MYO1A). Gene Ontology annotation, molecular function: ATP binding; microfilament motor activity; actin filament binding. Gene Ontology annotation, biological process: vesicle transport along actin filament; actin filament organization; sensory perception of sound. Lineage: Eukaryota; Metazoa; Chordata; Mammalia; Monotremata; Ornithorhynchidae. The transcript has 27 exons. Gene Ontology annotation, cellular component: myosin complex; cytoplasm; vesicle. The coding region runs from base 4 to 3147 and encodes 1047 amino acids. The record is from RefSeq and is a predicted model, not a curated record.